This is a messenger RNA of Nannizzia gypsea CBS 118893, 681 nucleotides long. Its product is annotated as ubiquitin-conjugating enzyme E2. Bases 1 to 681 code for a protein of 226 amino acids. The record is from RefSeq and is a predicted model, not a curated record. The transcript has 3 exons. Gene Ontology annotation, molecular function: ubiquitin conjugating enzyme activity. Gene Ontology annotation, biological process: proteasome-mediated ubiquitin-dependent protein catabolic process; protein polyubiquitination. NCBI's taxonomy places the organism in Eukaryota, Fungi, Ascomycota, Eurotiomycetes, Onygenales, Arthrodermataceae.
AUGGCGGAACGCAUCUUGAUGAACGAAUACAAGUCCCUGGUGAAGGAGAAGUGGCUAAACAUCGAGUUGAACAACGAUGACAUAUUCAACUGGAACAUCGCUCUGAUCGUUCUCAACCCUGACUCACUUUACCAUGGCGGCUACUUUAAAGGAAAAAUCACUUUUCCUCAAAACUACCCUUAUUCACCUCCACAGUUCAGAUUUACUCCUUCUCUAUGGCACCCUAACAUCUACGACAACGGCUACGUAUGCAUCUCCAUCUUACACAAGCCCGGCGAAGACGAAAUGUCAGGGGAACUCGCUUCCGAACGCUGGUCGCCAGCCCAGCGAGUCGAAUCCGUUCUGAUCUCGAUCAUAUCUCUUCUUGACGACGCAGAGGUCAGCUCGCCUGCCAACGUCGAGGCUGGUGUGCAACUCCGCAGCAACCCAGCAGCCUACAAGAAGCGCGUCAAGUCUGAGGUCGAGAGAUCCCUCAAGGACAUUCCUGAGGGUUACGAAAUGCCUACAUCUCACGAGGCUAGCAUUGCACCACCUACUAAACCCAUCGAACGAGACGAGGACUUCUGGGUCGACAGCGGAGACGAGGAUUCCUUCGAGGAAAUGUUCGGUGGUAGCGACUCGGAGUGCGAGCUUGACGACCAGGACACUGGGAGUGAGCCUGAGACCGGUUCCCCAAUGUGA